Messenger RNA from Chrysoperla carnea, 660 nucleotides. It is a transcript of the gene MCTS1, whose product is annotated as malignant T-cell-amplified sequence 1 homolog. NCBI's taxonomy places the organism in Eukaryota, Metazoa, Arthropoda, Insecta, Neuroptera, Chrysopidae. The coding region runs from base 79 to 627 and encodes 182 amino acids. The record is from RefSeq and is a predicted model, not a curated record. The transcript has 6 exons. Gene Ontology annotation, molecular function: RNA binding. Gene Ontology annotation, biological process: formation of translation preinitiation complex.
CCGUCUUUAAAAAAGUCUUGUAUAACGAUAAGUAUUUUUUUUAGGUUAAGUAUAAAUUAAAACAUAAAUAAUAGUAAAAUGUUUAAAAAAUUUGAUGAAAAAGAAAGUGUAUCAGGCGUACAACAAUUAAAAUCAUCUGUUCAAAAAGGUAUCCGGGCUCGGCUUUUAGAAUUGUAUCCGUAUCUUGAAGGAUAUAUAGAUGGGAUUUUACCAAAAAAGGAUACAUUUAGAAUUGUUAAAUGCCAUGAUCAUAUUGAAAUAAUGGUAAAUAGUUCCGGCGAAUUAUUAUUUUUUAGGCAACGGGAAGGUCCAUGGAUGCCUACUUUAAAACUUUUACAUAAAUAUCCAUUUUUCUUACCUUUACAGCAAGUAGAUAAAGGUGCUAUUAGAUUUGUAUUGAGUGGAGCUAAUAUAAUGUGCCCUGGAUUGACUUCACCUGGUGCAAAAAUGACGCCUGUGCCUAAAGGCACCGUUGUGGCGAUUAUGGCAGAAGGUAAACAACAUGCUUUAGCAGUUGGUAUUACUUCACUUUCUACGGAGGAUAUAGCAAAAGUAAAUAAGGGUGUUGGAGUAGAAAAUUGUCACUAUUUAAAUGAUGGUCUAUGGCAAAUGAAACCUGUUAAAUAAGUUUUUAUUUUUUAUUAUAUACAUUUUUUUUUA